Messenger RNA from Alternaria arbusti, 1401 nucleotides. RefSeq lists its product as uncharacterized. The record is from RefSeq and is a predicted model, not a curated record. Lineage: Eukaryota; Fungi; Ascomycota; Dothideomycetes; Pleosporales; Pleosporaceae. Gene Ontology annotation, molecular function: coenzyme A diphosphatase activity. The transcript has 2 exons. The coding region runs from base 1 to 1401 and encodes 466 amino acids.
AUGACAACGCAUAGUAGUACCGAAGACCUCGUCAGCCAUCUCCAGUCCAUUCUGCUGGAGCUCAACGCGAACCCCUAUCCUGAUGUCGCGUGUCCGCCAAACCUACCUAAACGCGCCUCUGUAGCCCUCAUCCUUCGUAUACAACCAAACUACUCGCAUUGGCCUGACAGCUCCGACAGCCCUUUGCCGCCUCGACGCAGACGAUCAUCUGUCGCACAGCCCCAUUCCGAAUUCGACUUUGAGUCGUCACUAAGCGCCUUCUUCUCACAAGAAUGGGUCAAGCACGGAGACCCCGAGCUACUCUUCAUAAAGCGAGCCGCACGAAUCGGUGACAAGUGGAACGGACAUGUUGCGUUGCCAGGUGGGAAGAGGGAUCCAGAGGAUGAGGACGACCAGGCAGCAGCAGCUAGAGAAGCGCUCGAAGAGGUUGGCAUCGAUCUGAGCCCUGACAAUGCGAUCGCUGUCGGCAAUCUACCGCAGCGCAUCGUCACAACGAGCUGGGGCAAAGUACCACUCAUGGUACUAUGCCCGUACAUCUACCUCCUGACCUCUCCCGCCUACCCACAGCAACGCCUGCAGCCCACCGAAGUCGCCUCCUCACACUGGGUCCCCAUUCGCGCCCUUCUCUCCCCAGCCCUCCGUACACACGAAUACGCCGAUGUCUCGGCACGUCUCGCCAAGUCUGAACUGGGCAUCAAGCGCUGGUUCCUACAAGCCAUGCUGAGCAAGAUGAUGUUUGCUGCCAUACAACUCGUACCAGCCAACUCGACGCAUUGCGCAACCAUCCCCGACUUCAUACCCGUCGAAGCAGCGCCACAGAGUAUCACAAAUACGAUCAGAGAAGCAUUGGCAGGUCCCGAGGGAAGAUCGAAGGACCGUAGACCACCAUUGCUGCUAUGGGGUUUGACAUUGGGCGUCGUAAGCGACUUCCUUGAACACAUGCCUCCACACAACGCACUAGAACUAUGGACGUAUCCUACGUUUACCAACUGGGACGUAAGGUUCGUCAUGUGGGCCAUGUCAUACCGGUUCCGGAAGCAGAAGUCUUUGGAAAUGAGCACAGCUGCGUCGAGCGUGACAACGACGAACAGUCAGGAUGCAACAGGGCUGCCCACCCAGGACUUCCCAGGUAUUGGCAGUGAAGCGCUUGGGUCUUUGGAGGAAGAGAAGCCGGGUGAGGUCGGCAUAGCUGGCUUGGGUGUAGGAAGAGGGUGGGGACAAAGCGGGAGAGCGAAGAUGAUGGCGAGAGGCGCUGCGGUCAAUUCCAUGUUGGAGGGCUACUAUCCGCUUGUCAGGAGGGCGGUUGCCACGGCACUUGUUGGGCGGAUCAGUGUUGUGGCUUUGGUUGCGUUCUUGGCUUGGAGGAAGUUGGAUGUUAUAUCGCUAAGAGCACGAUUGUAG